AUGUCGGGGCCCGCGUUCUGGGAGUCGCUGAUGCGCGCGGGGCGGACGAUAUACUUCCCGAACAUCCCCCUGCGCCUCGUCGCGCCGAACCCGACCGCGGCGAAGGAAGGCCUGAACGUCGUGACGUUCAUCACGACCGAGGUGAAGGGCUACCUCAAGGCUGUGUACGACGUCGAGGCGAAACGCGUGCACACGGUGAACUACGAGGGCAAGAAGAAGCGCUCGAGCAACGGCAAAAACAAUUACUUCUACCGAAGGGCGGACUACAAGAAAGUCUACGUGCAGCUGCACGAAAAGUGGUACCCCCCGACGGGGUUCGCGUCGUCCCCCGCGGGCGCCGACGGCGACGCGGAGAAGCGCCGCGAGCCGCUCGGGAAAAACGCGGUGAAGGACGGGGAGAAACGGUACUGGCUGGAGAGCAGGAUCGCGCAGGACGAGACUGGGGAGGUGGAGAUGGACUCGAGGGGGCGGGGGCGGGCGAGGAGGAGGUGACGACGGGCGAGCGCGUCGCGCGUAGCGUUAGCGUCGGCUGCGACGAGCAUCGAUCGAGUCGCGUCUGUGCCAGUGUU
Messenger RNA from Micromonas pusilla CCMP1545, 569 nucleotides. RefSeq lists its product as uncharacterized. The coding region runs from base 1 to 492 and encodes 163 amino acids. The record is from RefSeq and is a predicted model, not a curated record. NCBI's taxonomy places the organism in Eukaryota, Viridiplantae, Chlorophyta, Mamiellophyceae, Mamiellales, Mamiellaceae. Gene Ontology annotation, molecular function: structural constituent of ribosome. Gene Ontology annotation, biological process: mitochondrial translation. The transcript has 2 exons. Gene Ontology annotation, cellular component: mitochondrial large ribosomal subunit; ribosome.